Molecule: messenger RNA, 3459 nt
Organism: Poecile atricapillus (Black-capped chickadee)
Lineage: Eukaryota; Metazoa; Chordata; Aves; Passeriformes; Paridae
Product: lysine-specific demethylase RSBN1L-like
Exons: 8
Coding region: 30-2585 (851 amino acids)
Cellular component (GO): nucleus
Source: RefSeq, a predicted model, not a curated record
CCGAGAGUAAAUAGACGCCGGAGCCCAAGAUGGCGGAGCUGCCCAGUCCCGGUCGUGGCGCGGCGCCCCCCGAGCAGGAGGUGCUCGGAGCCAGGACGGCCCCGGACGCGAAAGCUUCCCGCGGAUCCCAGCCGGCCGCCAAGAAGGUGAAGGGAGCUGAGGAGCGGAGCCUGAAGGGCGCUAAGCGCGUCAACGGUGAAGGGGGCGGCGGUGGCGGGAGCGCCAAGCAGCCGCUGCCCGCGGUCGUGCCCAGCUACAGCGGCCCCGGGCCUUGGGGAUUCGCCACGCUGCCCUCGGGCCCCUCGGCGGGCGCGGGGGGCUUUGCGUUCCCCUCCCCACUGUCCCGGAAGCUGCUGCCGCCCGCGGUGCUGCUGCCGCCGUCCGCCUCCCCCUCCUCGUCCCACCCGCAGCACCAGCACCGCCACCACCGGCACCGCCUGGCGCUGGCGGCCGAGGCGGGAGGUGGCGGCAGCGCCAAGCCCAAGAGACCCAAGGAAAAGCGGGAUAAGGAGAGGAGGAAGCACGGGGUCCUGCCCGUGGUGGCGACGGCGGGAGAUGGCGGCGGGGCCCUGAGCCGGGAGGAGAACGGGGAGGUGAAGCUGCUGUUCCCGAAAGGUCAAAUCAAAGACAAAGUUAAAGAAAGGGAAAAGAAGCAAAAAGAGAAGAAGAAGCACAAAAUAAUGAAUGAAAUCAAGAAAGAAAAUGGAGAGAUCAAAUUACUGCAGAAAGGUGGGAAGGAGAAACCAAAAACCAAUGCAGAAGAGCUGCAGAUUAAAAAAGUUAAGAAGAAAAAGAAAAAGAAACAUAAAGAGAACGAAAAGAAGAAGCGUCCAAAAAUGUACAGUAAAUCCAUUCAGACCAUCUGCUCAGGAUUGGUUUCUGAUAUUGAGGAUCAGGAAGCCAAAGGCAUCAUAGAUGAUCAUCUUAAGGAUUUCAGUGGGAAAAGUAUGGAUCCCAAGAAGGACUGUGAGUCCAAGAUACCAGAGAACAGUGAGUUUCCAUUUGUCUCGUUAAAGGAGCCACGGGUUCAAAAUAAACUCAAAAGGUUGGACACAUUGGAGUUCAAACAGCUGAUUCAUAUUGAGCACCAGCCUAACGGAGGUGCAUCAGUUAUCCAUGCCUACAGUAAUGAACUCUCCCACUUGUCUCCUGUGGAGAUGGAGAGAUUUGCAGAAGAGUUUGUGGGUCUGGUUUUUAGUGAAAAUGAAAACUGUGCAGCUUACUAUGUAAUGGGUAUUGUUCAUGGGGCAGCUACUUAUUUACCUGACUUUUUAGACUACUUUUCGUUUAAUUUUCCCAAUUCACCAGUGAAAAUGGAGAUUUUGGGAAAGAAAGAUAUAGAGACAACGACUAUGUCAAAUUUUCAUGCUCAGGUAAAAAGAACAUACUCUCAUGGUACGUAUAGAGCUGGCCCAAUGAGACAGAUCAGCCUGGUUGGAGCAGUUGAUGAGGAAGUGGGGGAUUACUUCCCUGAAUUCCUUGAUAUGUUGGAAGAAUCACCCUUCUUAAAAUGUACACUGCCAUGGGGAACACUUUCUAGCUUAAAAUUAGAGAGUCGUAAAGACAGUGAUGAUGGUCCCAUUAUGUGGGUACGCCCAGGAGAACAGAUGAUCCCUGUGGCUGACAUGCCAAAGUCACCUUUCAAAAGGAAGAGAACUACCAAUGAAAUAAAAAACUUGCAGUACCUACCUCGAACCAGUGAACCCCGUGAAAUGCUAUUUGAAGACCGGACCCGAGCCCAUGCGGAUCACAUAGGACAAGGUUUUGAACGACAGACCACAGCUGCUGUGGGAGUGUUGAAAGCUGUGCACUGUGGGGAGUGGUCUGAGCAGCCUCGUAUAACCAAAGAUGUAAUUUGUUUUCAUGCUGAGGACUUCUUGGAGGUAGUUCAGCGAAUGCAGUUAGAUUUGCAUGAGCCUCCACUCUCACAGUGUGUCCAGUGGGUUGAUGAUGCAAAACUUAAUCAGCUGCGAAGGGAAGGCAUUCGAUAUGCCAGAAUCCAGUUAUUCGAUAAUGACAUUUAUUUCAUCCCGAGGAAUGUUGUGCACCAGUUCAAAACAGUUUCAGCUGUGUGUAGUUUGGCUUGGCACAUCCGGCUCAAGCUCUAUCAUUCAGAGGAAGAACUCUCUCAAAACACAAGUACUGUUGAAGCAGAGACCUCUGCAGACCCCAAGUCUUCGGUUGUUGGACUUCAGACUGACAGAAUUUGUACCAUGAGCAAGGAUACCUCUGAAGACACCAAAUUUCCAGAUGCUCUGCAGACCAAGUACCUGCAGCAGGAAUUUUUGCCGAUAAAACAUGAACCUCUUGCGUCUCUCCGAGUAAAAGAAGAGCCCAUGAAUGUUGAUAUUGCUGAAAAGACAGUGACACCUAAUGACGUCAGGGGACAGAAUGUUCAGGCUAGGCUGGAUCACACUGAGUUGACAUCACUAAAGUUGGAAAUGGAUUCUAAAUUUGAACCUGGCAACAAGGACUUACAAGGCAAGUUGUGCUCUGGAGGUCACGUACAUCCAGAUGAUACAAGACAACCUAGCUCAUCAUAUCCAAAAUUGCAUGGACAAAGAGAGGAUGAUUUUUUGUGCUAAAUUUGUAUAUAUGGUUUUAAAUCCCUUUUUAAACUUAACGAUGUAAAGAUCAUAAAUUGUGAGGCAAGUUUGUGACUUGUCUUCGCAUCUGUUACAGAAAAUAGUUAUGUAGCUUUGUAACAUUCCUCAGUGCCUGUCCAUAACUGUGAAGUAUCAAAGCACUUAGGGCCAGAUGCACUGUAAACACUGCAGGUUUAACAUAAAGAAGUCUUUAAAUAAUUUUGAGUUGUAGGUUUUAGAGUAGAGCUGACAUUUAACAUAUAUAUUUUUUGUAAGAUGAGCCAGAAUUCUUUUUGACAAUUCCAGGCUUUUCCAUAGAGCUUAUUUAUACCAAUUUUUUCAUUUUAAAUGUGUCAGCACUGUAGUGUAAAUAUCUUUUUUAAGAAUCUUUUUAGUGUGAUUUAUACUGAAAUGUGAGCCGCUUAAUAAAGGUUCAUAAUAACAGAUUGGUUUUAUUUUUGGGUCUGCAAAAAAUAAUUCAGUUCAACUGCCUCUCUUAGUGGUUAUGUUCUACCUGCCACUAAUGCAUAGGAUGCCCUUAUGCCUUGAGGGUGAAGAUCUGUAGCAAACUGAGGUAGAGUUGAGACAUCUUUGUAAAUGCAGAUUAAUCAGAAGGCAGAAUCAGUUCUCCCUUCACAUGAUUCCUUACGGGUGUUUGUUCCAGGCACUCCCCAAACUCCUGCUGUCAGAUAUUCAUGUGGAACAGGGAGACGCACUGUCUGUUUGGAGGGCAGUUGGACAGACAUGCAGUGGGCUCCAGGAGCGCUAUCAGUACCUGCCUGCAUCUCUCUAGAUGAGCUGGUGCAAGGGAGCAAACUCCUUUCUGGGCUUUGCCUCUUGGCCCUGCUCAGGGCCCAGUUCACACAGUUCCAUU